Telopea speciosissima is the source of this 1591-nucleotide messenger RNA. RefSeq names its product cleavage stimulating factor 64. Gene Ontology annotation, biological process: mRNA 3'-end processing. The coding region runs from base 182 to 1321 and encodes 379 amino acids. The transcript has 8 exons. Lineage: Eukaryota; Viridiplantae; Streptophyta; Magnoliopsida; Proteales; Proteaceae. The record is from RefSeq and is a predicted model, not a curated record.
ACAACUCCGGCCCAUCUCUCGUUGAGGCCCUUCUCAGUUCUCAGCUACCCGCAUGAGAGAAGCGAAGAAGGCGGUGACCUAAAACACGGCGUAGUUGCCAAUUUACGGCGAAUCGUCUAUUGAUUCCGGCUAUUCGAGCAUCGUUUGCAGCAGAGAUUUGAGCUUCUGAUCUCUGAGAGCCAUGGCGGGGAAGCCAAUGGGUGGUGAAGCAUUCACCUCUAAUCUAGCUGGAAUGUCGAAGAACCAAUUAUAUGACAUCAUGUGUCAGAUGAAGACUCUGAUUGAACAGAACCAGCAGCAAGCUAGACAGAUACUUGUGGAGAAUCCUCUUCUGACCAGAGCCCUCUUCCAGGCACAAAUUAUGCUCGGAAUGGUGCAACCUCCACAAGUGAUGCCAAACAUUCAGCAAGCACUUUCUCAGCAACCUCAGCAAACAUCACAACCAGGUCAGCAGCUAAACAUUCAAGCUGCUCAGUCGUUGCCUGUGCCAGUUGGACAGCAGGACCAAUCAAGUGCAUCUCAGGCUCAAAUUCCAUUGAGGAAGCUGCACCAAAACCAACCUGCAAUGACCGUCCCAUCUGGUUCUGCUCCACCAGUGACACUUCUGUCCCAGAGUAUGCCAUCACAUGCCCUACCAACUAUGCAGCAAGCUAAGGGGCAUCUGAAUGCACCAGUGACCUCCCUUACACAUUCAAUAUCCUCUCAAAUGCAUAAUAUACAUUUGCCUAAUGUAUCCAGCCUGCAGCAACAAUCAUUACAGAUCGGUGGUGUUCCACUUAUGCCUCCGCAACCACCUUUACCACAGCAACCUAGGCCACCUUCAAUGCCACCUUACCCACAUCAGCUUAAUUCACAUAUGGGCUCAAGUCUGGGUUUCCAGCAUUCUGGUGCACCCCAGCCUCAUCUUUCACAAUCCACUUAUCAUUCAGGUGCCAAACCUCGAGCUAACAUUGGUCCUUCAUUUCCAUUGGGACAGCCGCCACUUCUGAAUCAGCCACCACCCCAGUCACUUUAUCAGGCUGGAGGAUCACAUUUGGCAUCAGAUUUUGGUAAUCAAGCAGGAGGCUCCCUGCAGAUGGAAAGAGGGACUUCUUGGAUGACUGGUCCACCAGACAAUGCAACAGGAGUACAGGUUGCAGGUCCACCUCCAUUACCUGGUCAGAUGGGGCCCACCAGUCAGCUUCCUCGUCCACCACAGUUGACACCCGAAAUGGAGAAGGCACUGCUUCAGCAGGUCAUGAGUCUGACACCAGAACAGAUUAACUUGUUGCCACCUGAGCAGAGGCAUCAAGUACUUCAGCUACAGCAGAUGCUGCGCUAAUGUACAAGGCUGGUUGUUUUUAGAAGCACAAGUAUUCGGCAAGCGUGAUCUUCUCUGGAUGAUAUUGAUCUUGAUAUUUGCCAAUUAUUGUGGCAGAGAAUGUUCCUUUGUUGUUUUGCCUUUGGAUUGAGUUACAGCUUCAUCGAAGAAUUAUCCAGAAGUUCUUUCUCAAUAUCAAGAAGUUGAAGCCAUCAAGAUCUUGUGCAAGAAGAACCAGAACUGAACAUUUUCCUUUGUUUGGGUUGUUACUGCUGUGCUGUUCGUAGCAAA